Molecule: messenger RNA, 1120 nt
Organism: Cydia amplana
Lineage: Eukaryota; Metazoa; Arthropoda; Insecta; Lepidoptera; Tortricidae
Exons: 2
Coding region: 170-1009 (279 amino acids)
Molecular function (GO): nucleic acid binding; zinc ion binding
Source: RefSeq, a predicted model, not a curated record
UAUAUACGUCUAGCGUAUGCUUGCAUGUGUGCGUGGCUGCGCCCACCACGAUACCUAUGCGUCAAUAAACGAGUGCAUAACUAGCUACCGGUUGUUUCACUUGUGUCCAUAUUCCAUAUUUACGUAUCUAACAGUGGCGACGAAUACCCACAUUUAAGCAAAAAGUAACAUGUCGACUGGAUUAUUUGGUAUUUUGACCAGUUUUGACCACAAUGGACAGGAGUGGAAGACAUACAAAAGCCGCCUGACACAGUGGUUUGUGGCAAACGACAUCACCGAUGCCACAGACGCGACUGGAUCUAAGCGGAGAGCUAUAUUGCUAAGUGCACUCACGGAGGGUACGUACAGACUCGCUGCAGAUUUGGUUUUGCCAAAGGAAGUACAAACGGUGCCCUACGAUGAUAUCAUAAAGAGUUUGGAUACCCAUUUCAACCCUAAACGAGUUGGAUUCAGCGAGAGGCAUAAGUUCUACGCAGCGGUACAACGAGAAGGCGAAUCUCACUCACAGUGGGCCGCGAGACUUCGUGGUCUGACGUCGCUUUGUGCCUUCAAUAAUGUGGAAGAAACGCUACUCGAUCGCUUUAUUAUGGGAAUGAGGGCUUGUUAUGAAAAAGAAAAGCUUUACGCGCAAGAAUUGUCUGGCCUUACGCUUGGCAAAGCUGUGGAAUAUGCCGAGAAUGUUAGCACCGCGCGCGCAGCUGCCGCCGCCAGCGCGAGCGGAGCGGGCGCGUCUGCCGCGGCCGCCGCGGCGCUGGACCCGCUAUUAAAGGUUUCACGCAGUGCUAGUGCCAAGGGACCGGCCGCUACAAAAAAUAGCCGUAUAGGGAAGCCUAAGUGUACCAUAUGCGGGUAUACCAACCACAAAACCGCGGAGUGUCAGUAUAGUGAUUAUGUGUGUAAGAAGUGUAACGUUAAAGGCCAUCUACGUAGGGUGUGUCCAUCAAAAGUGAAUUACGUAGACAAUGGAGCCGGAGACGAGGACUUCGGAGACGAUGUGCUCACAGGAUAAUAAUAAUGUAACUAACCGGAAACAAUUCGCAAUUGGCACCUUUGUACUCUAUACAAAAAAUGUAAACAAUAAUAAAAUUAUAUGGGGUAAAGGAACGGUACAAAAGCGAAU